AUGAUAUCCACACUCCUCCUCAGCCUCUUCGCGCUCUUCGCUACUAUUGCUGUUGGUACAGAUCGUCCAUGGAAUCAUUGGAAAUACCAAGAGGGUGGUAAGCAGCAUGACAGAGGAUACAGAAAAGGGGAUUGGCGCGAAUGCUGGCAAUGCCAUCGACACUACUGGGCGUGCUACACAGACUGCACCAACGGACAGGAGUUUGGAAACGAGCAUGGGAACGACAUCCGUUAUCCCAACCAGGAAUGCCGCUUACUCUGCCAGCAAUGGGCAGAGUCGAGCGUACAGUGGUGCACGAAGCAUCAAUGCAAGCUCCAUACCGGAAAAUGGGGAGAGGACGAAUGGCAUAGCCAG
Messenger RNA from Alternaria burnsii, 354 nucleotides. RefSeq lists its product as uncharacterized. The annotation marks the transcript as partial. The transcript has 3 exons. The record is from RefSeq and is a predicted model, not a curated record. Lineage: Eukaryota; Fungi; Ascomycota; Dothideomycetes; Pleosporales; Pleosporaceae.